AUGAGCCCGGAGUGCGAAAUCCGAGCUGCCUGCCUGGUGGACACGGGAGUGAGUGAGGAAGAAGAAGACGACGACGAAGAGGAGGAGGAGCGGAGCCCCCAAGACGAGAGAGGGGCAUUCGUUCAAAAGCCCCACCUUGGGGAUGGGUGGGGGGAUAGGAGCACACGGCGGCAAAAAGAUGAAUUAAUUGGCAGCCAUCAUGCUCAACAUUCACGCAUGUCCAACAAUGUCCAACAAGCACGCAUGCCAUGCCGAAUGUCCCUCCCUCCACGAAUGAGAGCAUGCCCCGUCGCCUCUCUGUCUAUUCAUGCCUCGACGAUCGUCGCUCUCACUAACGACGUCGACGAUUCGUGCAGCGAUAUCGACGACGACGACCUCUACGACGACCUCUACCACGAGAACGAUUAUAACGACGACCUCUACAACGAGAACGAUUAUAACGACGACCUCUACAACGAGAACGAUUAUAACGACGACCACUGCAACGACAGCGACGACGAUGAUGAUCCUGGUGACGAUAACGAUAACGACGACAACGAAGAAUAA
This is a messenger RNA of Physcomitrium patens, 546 nucleotides long. Lineage: Eukaryota; Viridiplantae; Streptophyta; Bryopsida; Funariales; Funariaceae. The record is from RefSeq and is a predicted model, not a curated record.